AGGAAACGCGGUAACCCCACCAUAACCAUUGCGUUGUUCACCUCACACCGCGCUUUCCCAUUCUCCUUCCUUCCUCCCUCUGCACCUUCCUCACUUCUCACCGCGCCGUUCCUCUCUUCGAUUCUCUAUCCUUCAGAUCCGAUUUCCCAUCUCAUUCUCUCCGUCAAUUUCCCUUUUUUUUUCGUUCUUAACGAUCUAGGUUUUCAAUUUCCCUCUUUUGACUUGCCACCCUCAAUUUUUCCCCAAUUUUCUUUAUGAUUUCUGCGAUUGAGGGUUCUGAUUUCCUAUUCAGAUCGGUUUUUCGUUCUGGGUUGCUGUUGAAUUCUUGAUCCGUUUUUUUUUAUUCUUUGGUUUUUGGUUUUCUGGGAUUUGAUUUAUUCGAAGAUUAUAUUAGUCUACGGAAAAAGAAAAUACAAAAGAUUGUUUCUUUUUCGGUUUUGGCUUGUGGGUUUUUAAGAUCAUGGUGAAUUCUGAAGGAUUGGGUGGGUCGGCGAAACAAUAUGGUGUUACAAAGCCCAUAUCAAUGGCCGGUCCCACUGGUUCUGAUUUGCAAAGGACUCUGGAGUUGGAGAAGUUUGUUGUUGAUUCAGGGCUUUAUGAAAGCAGGGAGGAAGCUUCCAAGAGAGAAGAAGUUCUUCACCGACUCGGACAGGUAGUCAAAGAUUGGGUGAAGCAACUUACCCGCAUAAGAGGAUACACUGAUCAAAUGGUUGAAGAUGCAAAUGCUGUCAUUUUCACUUUUGGUUCUUAUCGCCUUGGUGUUCAUGGGCCUGGAGCUGACAUAGACACUUUGUGCAUUGGGCCGUCCUAUAUAAACCGGGAUGAUGAUUUUUUCUACACAUUGCAUGAUAUCCUAGCUAGCAUGGAAGAAGUUACAGAACUGCAACCAAUUCCAGAUGCUCAUGUCCCAGUGAUGAAAUUUAAGUUUGAUGGAAUAUCAAUUGACCUACUUUACGCAAGUGUUUCCCGCUUGAUUGUACCGGAAGACUUAGACAUAUCCGAUGUCUCUGUUCUACACAAUGUUGACGAGCCUACUGUUCGAAGUUUGAAUGGCUGUAGGGUUGCAGAUCAAAUUCUAAAGCUUGUUCCAAAUGUUGAGCAUUUUCGAACCACACUUUGUUGCUUGAAGUUUUGGGCUAAAAGGCGAGGCGUGUAUUCCAACGUGACAGGUUUUCUCGGCGGUGUUAACUUGGCCCUUCUUGUAGCUCGAGUUUGCCAGUUGUAUCCAAAUGCAGUUCCAAGCAUGCUUGUCUCUCGAUUCUUUAGGGUUUACACCCAGUGGCGGUGGCCAAAUCCUGUCAUGUUAUGUCCAAUAGAGGAGAAUGAGCUAGGGUUUUCUGUAUGGGAUCCUCGUAGAAAUCCUCGUGAUAGAACCCAUCACAUGCCAAUCAUUACUCCUGCCUAUCCAUGCAUGAACUCUAGUUAUAAUGUUUCUACAAGCACACUUCGUGUCAUGAUGGAGCAGUUCCAAUUUGGCAACAUGAUCUGCGGGGAAAUUGAACUGAACAAAAAUUGUUGGAGUGCGCUAUUUGAGCCAUACAUUUUCUUUGAAAGCUAUAGAAACUAUUUGCAAGUUGACAUAAUUGCUGCUGAUGUUGAUGACUUGCGCUCUUGGAAAGGUUGGGUGGAAUCUCGCCUUCGACAGCUGACUUUAAUGAUUGAGCGUGACACUUUCGGGAAGUUGCAGUGCCAUCCUAAUCCUCAUGAGUAUGUUGACACGUCAAAGCAGUGCGCACAUUGUUCUUUCUUUAUGGGUUUGCAGAGGAAGCAAGGGGAGGUUGUUCAAGAAGGCCAGCAAUUUGAUAUACGUGGGACUGUUGAGGAAUUUAGACAUUCAGUUAACAUGUACAAUUUUUGGAAACCGGGGAUGGACAUGUAUGUUUCUCACGUUCGUAGAAGACAAAUCCCAUGCUAUGUGUUUCCUGAUGGUUACAAACGACCUCGACCACCAAAGCCAACAUCACAGCUGGAUAUUUCUCCAAAAUCUUCUCAUGAAGAUGAGGUUUCUGGGUCUGAACAUAGUGAGAGAAACCAUAAGAGGAAGUAUGACAAGGUAGGUGUGAAGCAGGAUGGUAUACUUAAGAAGCAUUCUACCAGUCCUCCUGUGAAUAGCUUGAGUAGACCCAACUUGUGCCAAGGUCUUGGUGAUUUGUCUGUUGAUGCUGUAUCUCAUAGUCCAGAGUUGAGAAAUGUGGAGAGCCUGUCCAACAGUGGGCAAGAUGAUUUGGGUAGAACAGUGUCUCCUGAAUCUGAACCUGAAUGCGCCUCAAAUUCUAGUGUGAUUACAUCAAGUGAUGGUGGUUUUUCUGAAGACAUGGGUUCUGUAUCAGUGGCAGGUUAUGUUGAGGAUGGCACCAGGGGUGUUGAGGUGACGAUCAAUGGCAGGUUUGAGGGUACCACUUUUGGAAGAGAUUUUGUCACUCCUGUGAAAAAUACAGUGCCGAGUGGAAAUGGAGCAUUACAAGACACGGUACAGGAACAGUUGGAGCCAAAUGCAGUGCUAGGGACGAUUCUUGAUUCUAACGGAGGAGUUCACUCAGAAGUGGUGCAAAACCCGAUGAUAAGUAGACUGAGCGUAGCAUCGACGGUGUGACAUACAAGUAGGACUAGAUGACAAUGUCGGGAAAUGGACACAUCUCACAGUGGAGAAAGAGGAGAAAGCCAGCAAUACUGGUAAGUAUCAACUUAAAUGGUGGCUUCAUUUUGCUAAUUUUUUUCAGGCUUGCUUGCUUGAUCAUUCAAGCUUGCAAAUUGGAACUGAUUGGCAUUAAACUAAAGAGCUCGUGGGACCUGGGAUUUCCAUUGUACAGUUCGCAAAUUUUGUGCAUUAUGGUGUCUGUUGACUCUGUACUAACUUCAAUGGAGUUUGUUAGGAUUAUCUCUGAACCUUAGUGGGAAUGGCUUCUGAUGCACUUUGCUAUUGUUGACCUUUAGGGUUUUUUCUUUUUUUUUCUUUUUCUUUUUAGAGGGUGGUGGUGUUGGUUAGGUGAGGGCAGUGUUGGCUAGUGUUUGUUUUCUCUUGUAAGUUCAGUUAUGAGCUUUGCACUGAUUGCUGUACUCCUUUUAAGAGGUUUUCGUAUGAACUGAACCGUGAUAUGACAACUACAAUCUCAACCUUGUGUC
This is a messenger RNA of Lotus japonicus, 3123 nucleotides long. RefSeq names its product nuclear poly(A) polymerase 4-like. The transcript is spliced from 12 exons. Lineage: Eukaryota; Viridiplantae; Streptophyta; Magnoliopsida; Fabales; Fabaceae. Gene Ontology annotation, molecular function: poly(A) RNA polymerase activity; RNA binding. Gene Ontology annotation, cellular component: nucleus. The record is from RefSeq and is a predicted model, not a curated record. Bases 461 to 2593 code for a protein of 710 amino acids.